GAAGAGGCGGAGGAGGAGGAGGAAGAUGAGGAGGUGGGGGAGGAGGAGGAGGAGGCUUGGCAUGCAGCGGUCCCGUCUCUGGAGGUCGCAGGGCAUCCUCGGAGCCGUCCCGCCACGAUCACGGAAGAAAAAAGGGAAGAGGGAGGCAUUAAGUCACCGUGUUUACCCUUCCCUACACCCACAGCCGCAACGAAGCCAGUAAGGUGACAAGCGACUCCUACUGGGCACUCCACGCCUCCUCCUUCUCCUCUCUCUAUGGUAUUCCGGCUUGCAAAUGGUAGCCACGCCACCCUUGUCUUAAAUAAAACAGUAGAGUAAUGGGAGACAUGGCAAGUGGACAUGUGGUAACCUCGGGAGAAGCUGUGGAGGUGGUACUGGUGGUGGUGGUGGUGGGCCCUCCCUAGUCCCUCCUGCCUUGCCGGGUCAGAGGCGGCUGUGCUCCCAGUUGCGAUCCAGACGUCAGAGUGAUUGUACGUCGCUCGCUGCCCCGGACUCUGCCUCGCCUCGCUCGGGGACUGACUAGCGAGGAGCCAAGUUGGACGUUGUAGCGGAGGUCCUGCCCUUGUUUUGUGUUUUCUCGCUUGCGUUUCGCUGUUUGUUGUUUUGUGUGUUGUGUUGCGAUGGACCUGCAUGGUGUGUUGCCUACUGCCCUUUGGCUUGCGUGUGCGACGAAGGAAUACUGAUCGAAGGAAGGAAGGGGAAGUGUGAAGUGAAGGAAGGAAAGGCAGGAAAAAGUGCUGAGCUUUGAUACGAAAACAACCUACCCAGAAAUUGAUACUAUAACCGAUACUGGGAAACGCCAAUCAACAAGAACGUGCGGGAACGGGAAACAGGAACAGAAGCAACAGUGACAGGAGAGAGAGAAAGAACGAGUGAGAGAGACUGGACUGGAGUGAACGUGAGGAAGGAGAGCUGAGUAUGCAAGUCUUCGCGGUGGAGUAACGAUUGUGUCGAGGAAGACGCGGCCGUGACUUGAGUGCAGGUGUGUGUCGUGUGAUGGCCGCGUUACCACACCUGACGGAGCUGACGCAGGUGUGCAGGGGCUGACGAUGGACUGCUGAGAGACGAAGGAAGACGUGUUUGCCUUCGUCAGCUGACCUCCUCCUCCUCCUCCUCCUCCUCGUUGCCAUCUUCCUCAUCAUCAUCUUCCAACCUAUUCAUCACGUCGGUGUGUGGACGCAUCGACCAUCAUGAGACCGUGGACGCAGGGGAAGGCGAAGGCACGGUGGCGGUGGUCCUGGUGGUGGUGGUGGGGAUGGUUGGCGACACUGGCCGUGGCGGGGGCUCGGGCGGGCAGCAGCAGUAGCAACGGUGACCAGAUCUUCGCCACGACGCCCUCCCACCAGACGGCCGUUCUUGGAGCCACCGCCGUGCUGCCGUGUCGCGUGAUCAACAGAAGGGGCCUCGUGCAGUGGACCAGAGAUGGCUUCGGUCUUGGCACCCAUCGGAACCUCGCGGGCUUUGAGAGGUACUCCAUGAUCGGGUCGGACGAGGAGGGCGACUUCAGCCUCAGGAUCUCCCCGGUGCACCUCGAGGAUGACGCCGAAUACCAGUGUCAGGUGGCCUCGGCGACGGAGCUUCCCUUGCGGUCCCAGGUGGCUCGCCUCACCGUCUUCGCGCCGCCCGACAGGCCCUCCGUGACCCAGCCUCCCGUGGCCACAGCUGGGGUGCCGCUCACGCUCACCUGCGCCAGCAAAGGGGGGAGGCCGGCCCCGGAGAUACAAUGGCUGGAUGGCACGGGCGCGGUCAUCCACAAGGGGGUCACCCACACACAAGAACAGAUGGAGGACGGGAAGAGGGUGAACGCCCAGGCCACGCUCACCUUCACACCCACGCGCCACCACCACGCCCGCACCUUCACCUGCCUCACGCACAACCCCGCCCUCCACACGCCCCUCGACGCCAAGGUCCGCCUCAAUGUGGAGUACCCGCCAGAGGUCCAGCUUGAUUUCUCGCCAGAAGAGCUCUCAGAGGGCGUGGAGGCUUCCGUGACCUGCCGCGUGGAGGCCAACCCGACGGAGCUGACCUAUAGGUGGUUUCGCGGCGGGUCGGAGGUGGCGGGCGAGCAGGGGCCAACCCUCCCGCUGGGGCUGCUCUCGCGCGCCGACAACGCCGUCCCCGUGGCCUGCGAGGUGACCAACUCCGUGGGCACCUCGCGCAAGACCCAGUCCCUCAACGUGCGAUACGCGCCGCUGUUCGUGUCGGCGCCGAGCAGCCAGUCGUCGGAGCCCGGCAAGGUGGUGACGCUCCGGUGCAGGGUGGACGCUAACCCGCCGCCGGAGAUCAUCUGGACGCGCUCCCACCACUCAAAGAUCGUGGGUCGCGGGCCGGAGCUCACCGUCUCGGCCUCGACAGCCAGCUCGGGUCUCUACAUCUGCUCGGCGCGUAGUCCCGGCUUUGCUCCGCUCGAGGGCCGCGUCCAUCUUCGGCUGAGGGGCCCGCCGCUAAUCAAGGCCCAGGCGGUGGUGGCGGUGCCCGAGGGGGAGCCGGCGGUGCUGCGGUGUGGGGUGGUGGCCGUGCCUCACCCCGUGGCUGUUACCUGGACCAAAGAGGGCUCCAGCGUUGGCUCAGAGAACGGGCAUCAGGUGACGGAGGAGCAGCGGGCGGACGGCGUCGUGUCCACGCUGACCAUCAACAAGACCACCACGCGGGACUUCGCCUCCUACAACUGUUCCGUCAUCAACGAGUACGGCGUCGACACCAGACAGAUCCUCCUGCAGCGCCAGCCGGUCGUGCCCCUGAUGGUCGUGGUGGGGGGCGGCGCGGGGGUCGUGCUGGUGGUCGUCGUCGUCAUCAUUUUCAUCCUCUGCGGGCGGCGGCGACAAGCAAGAACCCCGAAGGACAAGGCGGCGGAGGCGGGGGCGGUGGUGGUCGAGAAGAAGUCCUCCUCCUCCUCUACCUCCUCCGUCACUGCCGUAGGAGGAGGAGGCGCUGGAGGAGGAGGUCUGGGCGGGCUGGGCGGGCUGAGCGGAGGCGUGGGCGGGAGAGGCGAGAAUAGCGUGAGCAGCAACAUGGGCACAGCGAUGAAGAUGAUGCCCGGCACGCUGCUCUCCCACGACAACCAAUCGACUGGACAGGAAUCCGACGCCAAGGACACUGAGAUCCGCACCUCCUCGUCCCUCUCCGCCGUGGACCGCGACUCCGACAGCGGCUGGGAGAAGGAGAGCAGCAAGGCGUCUCCGAGGGAACCCCAGGCGGCGACCCUUGGGCAGCCCCGAUACAGUGUUGGCUCCACUGUCUUCACCCCUCCCGACCAAGGCUACAUCUCCUACGUGGACUACACCCGAGACUACUCCCCCGUGCCCGUCAGCGGAGGGGAGUCCUAUGCCCAGUUUCAGGUUGGCGGUCCUUACGCCCGAUCCACCCCCGCCAGCGACCCGCCCUCCUCCCUGCCGUCCUCCGUUGCCCCGCCUCCGUACUCCCCUUCUCCGCACGGCAAUACGGACAUCAACGGCGGCCCCAACGGGAGGGUACACGCGGCCGCCAACGGGAAGGUGGUGAACGGGAACGGCAUGAACGGCACGCUCAAGCACGCCCUCCUACAGGACCUCAAACAGGAGCUUAAACGUGAGCUGUCGCAGGACCUCGACUCCACGGUCCUGCACAGCAAGUACAUCAUCCCGCCGCAGACCAAAAUCAAGCCCGGGACGCUGGUCUAGUACGGCCGCCCCCCGCCCCCCCUCAGGGCCCGACGAUGUAGUGUACGUAGUGACUCGCACCAAGUGACCAUUAGCCUGAGAACGGCGACUCCUCUUGGCGGUGACGGACGGAAUAAAGCCCCGGGCGGAGGCAAUGGACCGUGCUGAUGGGUGUUCAUUUCCGUAUCUGCCUCGUUGCGUGUUCCCUUUUUUGCCCCCCGAGUGCGCGGCGGCCGGGGCGGGAACGCGCGUCGAGCUGGCCAAAUUGUUAGCAGAAUAGGCGGAACACUCUUAUUCUGAACCUCAAGUUUGAGUCUUUGUUGACUUGGUUUAUAAUAUAUCGAUAAGUAUAGAGUGAGUGAAUCUCCUGUGCCGUAUUGCGGGGAGUCCAGCCCGAGAUGAAGCUUGAAGGACCAAACCCGAGUAUAUUCCCAAGUUAACUCUCCCGCCACUCCCUUCCCUCCCCUCUCCCAUCCUCCCCCUCCCUCCACGCCACCCACGGAAGGUCUCCCAGCUAAUCGUAAGGUGUACAGAUCUGUGAUAUGAGUUAGUUAAGCGCCCAGAGUUGUUUAGCCAGAACCAAAAAAGCAUAACGAGUGCGUGCAUGUGACUGAGAGAGAGACAGACGAACAGACUUACAAACUAACCCCCUCAAGGACAUUGGAGGAACGGCCCGAAGGAGGAGACGAGGGUAAAGAAGUGAACGUCAGUGUGUGUGUGUGUGUGUGUGGAGGAAAAGAAAUGUUGAGAAGUGUGUGUAGUGAUGUCAACGCCAUCUAUCGCCAUCUGACCGAACUACCAACAGCGUCACAACAGAUAAAGUGUUUACAUAGUGACCAUUUGAAAAUAAGUAAAGGAAGUGAAAUGUCAAACCUAAACCUUUUCGAAUGAUAGAAAAUAAAGAGUUACCGUUGGAAAGUGUCUAAAAAGCGACCAUUAGGAAAAAAAAAGUGAGAAUUCAAACCUAAUUUUUUUUUUUUGAGUAAUAGAAAAUGAAAAAAAAAACAAGUGAGUCAACGUUGGAAAAAAGUGUUAAAAAAGUGACUAUUAAGAAAACUAAUUAAGAAAAGUUGAAAAAUGAAGCCUAAACCAUUUUUUGAGUAAUAGAAAAACAAAACAAACAAACUAAAAGAAAACAAACUGAGACUGAGAUUGAGAAGAAAAAAAAAAGGUGAAGGUCAUGAGUAUAGGCUGUGUGUGUGUGUGUGUGUGUGUGUGUGUGUGCGUGUGUGUGUGUGUGUGUGUGUGCGUGUGCGUGUGUAUGUCUGCUCCAUUGACCAUUAGUUUCCUCAAUUCGGGAAGGUGAGUUCUCUAAAUGGUGUCCUUGAAUGGGUAAUGACUUUUAAUCCUUGCAGGUAAAUGCGAGGAGGCGUGCGUGGCUAUACAGAUAACGUCUAUAUAUACUAUGGAUAUAUACACAUCUGUAUCGGUAUUUGUAUCAGUUCUUGUACUGUACAUAAUGAUAUUCGCACCAAAAUGUUUCCUUCCCGAUCAUGACUUGUUGUGGUGGAGUCCCGUGAGCCGCACCUGGGAGUGACUGAGGUGACUUGUGUGGAGGCUGAUUAGGGAAGGACAGGUGAGAGCGGAAAGAGAAAGGAGGGUAAGAAUGAGGGAGAAACGUUUGGAGACAGAUAAACAAUGGGAAUGGAUGGAAAAGGGUUAAAUUCUAUUGGUGGAUGCUAGAAAGGGUUAAAUUUCAUUGGUGGAUGCUGAGAAAGGCUAAAUUAUAUCGGUGGUUGCUGGGAUGAAGUGGGCGAGGCUUGAAUUUGAUACUAAUUUCAAUAGGAUGAAAUGAGGCUCUUGAGGAUGAAGCAAAGGGCAGUUGACCAUUAACAGGUAGAUAAAUAAAGUCACCUGUGCUUACCUGAUUAAUACCAAGUCUUCGCAGGGUAGAAAAAUAUAGACACACUAAAUAUCUGACCGUGUAUAUUUUUUUAAUGUUAAUAUUCAAGGGAAAUUAUGCAAAUGUCUUCAGAAAUUAUGUAUACCUAACGAAUGGCCAUUUAAUCACUCAGAUUAUUCAACAUACUCAUUUAUUUACUUUUUCUCCUGAUUUUCCCUUUUUUAUAUAUUCAUUUUGCGCCGCGGGAGUUCCCUGGUGGUGAGGGAAAUUGUCAAAAGUCGUUUAAAGUCUGUUCCGGAAUCUCAUUUUACUCCAUCGUUGUUAAAACUGGAAUAAAAUCUCUUGUGUUUCUCGUUAAGAUCUUUAGCGUACAGAAGCUUUGUCAGACUUCCACCAGGGUCAAAAUACUACCCCUGGAAUGGCUUAUCACAACUCCUACGAAAGCCAUGUUAAAUGUGUGCGUACUUGGGCGACGAAGAAAAUAUCUGUCUUCAUAAAACAACCAAAAAAAUCUACCCCUGGAAAGGCCCACAUCUCCUACGAAAGCCAUGUUAAAUGUGUGUUCUUGGGCGACGAAGAAAAAAAUCUGUCUCCAUCAAACUACCAAAAAAAUCUACCCCUGGAAAGGCCCACAUCUCCUACGAAAGCCAUGUUAAAUGUGGGCGUACUUGGGCGACGAACCCCUAAGUUAUCCCCUAAGUUAAGCUCACGUCCUCAGCCUCUCUACACGGGGGCCUCAGUCAAUCCAGGUAUGGCCAGCGCGGGUGGCUCUGCCGUUUUGAGAUAUUUACUACUUGUCGGAGCUGUGGUGUUAGACUCUACAUGUUACUACGCUAGCUUCCGAGGAGGGAACCUUCGUGUGGGAAGCGGCCCGCCUUGACCCGCUAACAGUGUGGCGUGCUGCCCGUGCUCUGCCUUCUAUUAUGCCUAAGUUACCCCUUUUUCCUGUGAUGUUGAUUUCGUCCCCCAAUAGACCCAUUCCUAUGUCUCAGUCUCCCCUCAAAUUUCCCCUUUCCCCUGUGAUGUUGUUUUAUCCACCUUCUUUCCCUUCCCCCGAUCCCGUGUCCCCAAACAGACUCACUCAUAUCCCUCAUUUUCCCCUUUUCUCUAUGUUGUUUUCGCCUCUUCCACACUCCAAUGCCUCAGUUUCCCGUUUUCUUGUGUUGUUUUCUCCCUCCCGCCCUCUCCACCCCCCGCCCACGUGUCCCCCUCAACAGACCCACCGACAGGCCAGCAGAGACUCUUCCGUGCAUCACAGACGACUCAUAUAAGCUUACAGACCCCUUCCCCGCCCUCACAGACAUCCCUUUUAGUCUCAUUCGUCCAUCAUUCAUCUCAUUAACCUUUUACAUUAUUAUAGUGUGACUUUUACUUCCUCAUCCUCAUUCACAUCUUCAAAGUCACAGAAAUGGAUGAACAGGUAGGGGUAGACAGGUAGGAAUUCAGAAAGAGACAGAUAUACAGGUAAAAAGAUUGUAAAUACACACAGACUCACACACACUCUCUCUUUUUAUCUAUCUUUCUAUUUAUCUAUCUAUCUUUCUCUUCGAUCAAAUGGCUCCCUCUCCUUGUUUCUCAUCAGCUGUCCCAUUCCUCCUCCUCAUUUCUCUCUCUCUCUUUCUCACUUUCUCACUUCCUCUCUCUCUCUCACAACUGUCCCACUCCUCGCUAACUUUCCCUCUCUCACUCCCUCUCCCUCUCUCUCCCUCUCCCUCCCUCUCCGGCACAAGUGGUGAGGACUCUUGAAGCUCUCCCUGACAGAUUCUCCUGACACUGUCCUUCUUUAUAUUCAAGGACUGUCGUUCGGUGAAAUAUGACGUUCUUCCUCCGCAAGUUUCGUUCCGACAGCGUUCUUCUCUUUCCCUCCCUCUCUCCAUCUCUCGUUUCAUUUCUUUCUCUUCUUAUUUUUCUUCCUCUCCUUCCUUUUUUUAAUUUUUCUUUCCCUAUCAAUCAUUUUCUUUUCUGCGUUCUUUCCUUCCUUCUUCUUUCUUUUCUCCUUCCUCCCUUCAUUUAUUCCUUCCUUCUUCUUCCUUUCCUUUCUUAUCAUUUUCCUCUCCUUCCUUCCUUCCUUCCUUCCUUCCUCGCGUCCUUCUUACGAUUUCUCUCCUUCCUUCCUUCCUUCCUUCUUCUGUGCAUUCCCUUCAUAUCAUUUCUCUCCUCUCCUUUCCUCCUCUCCUUCCUUCCUUCCAUUCUUUCUGAUCAACGAGGGACGGACGCGCGGUGAAACUUUUUUAAUAUGUUCUAUUUUAGAUUCGGAAAGAAGUGGAAUAAUUAAACCAAGGAUGAAGAUGGCUAGGUAGGAAGGUAAGUAGGUGGGUAGGCAGGCAGGCAGAUAGGUAGGUGGAUAAAUGAGUGAGUGAAUAGGUAAGAUAGGUAAGGUGGGUAAGGAAGUUUGUAGAGGCUUUCACGUGUAAAAAUAGUGAGAAAUCAUUGCAAUAUUCUUCGUUCGUGUGUCACAAUGUUGAAGGCGACCACUAGGCUGAUGGUUCUUGUGCAAUAAUAUGUUAGGCGAGAGUGAGAGAGGUUAUCGAUUGGUUUGUCAAAGGGAGAGAGAGUGAAGGGGAGAGAGAGAGAGGGAGGAGGAUACAAAGGAUGAAGAUGAAAGGAAAAACAAUGUGUAGGUAAGAAGAAACAAGGAGAUAUGAGGAAAGUGUUGAAAUAGGGGAAGAGAGAGAGAGAUAGAAAAAGUAAAAGGGAAAAGGUAGAAAAUAAUAAAGGGAAACAGGAGGAGGAGCUACAGGAAAGGUAUGGAAAGGGAAAAGAUAAGAAAUAAGAAAUAGGAAAUAAGAAAAGGAAGGAGAAUAAGAAUGAAAGAGAUAGAGAGAAACGAAGAAAGAGAGAUAGAAAGAGGAUGAAUGAGGACAAAACAUUAGGAGACAGACAGAAAGAAAAUAAUGAUGAGAAAGAGGUAGAAGGAAGAGAGGAAGUUAAAAGAGAGAGAGAAUGAGCGAGUGAGAAAGCUUAGAAGGAGGAAGUGAAAGAGGAGGAAGAGGAGGAGGAGGAAGAAGAGGAGGAGGAGGAGGAGGAGGUGUGUUGAUGUCUUGUCUCCUGCUCUAGCGAAGCCUCAAAGGGAGUCUGUGUCUGUGUGUGUGUGUGUGUGUGUGUGUGUGUGUGUGUGUGUGUGUGUGUGUGUGUGGCGUCUUUCACUUCCAAGGUUCAGGUUAUGUUUUCCUUACUCUCCUUGACCUCAACGUUCACCUUUCGUUCACUUUCCUCACGUUCCGAUUACUCCUACGCAGUUCCCCUUCCUUCCUACGCCUUGGUUUUCCUUCCUUCCUUUCCCUUCUUCCUUUCCUUCAUCUCCUUCUACUUCUUCUCCCUUCCUUCUAUGUAGUUCCUCUUCCUUCCUUUCUUUUCUUUCAUCGCGUUUUUCCUUCAUCGUUGAUCUUGUUUUCACUAUUUUCCUCUUUUUUUCAUUUAAAGUUUGGGUUUUUAAUAUUUUUCAUUGGUAGUUAUCGAUCUAUUUUCCUAUUUCAGAUCUUUCCCACACACUAUCCAUCUAUAAAUCGGUCUUUUUUUCUCUUUAAUUUCUACGUCUUUUCAUCUUAAGGUUUCAUCUGUAAAAUUCUCUGUAUGAAGUUAGGCAUUUUUUUCUCAUUUUCUGCUUUCAUUCAUUUUUCUUUCUCUGCUUCCAUCUUUUUUUUCUUUUUUUUGCUAAGGCUGACGUCAAGGUACUCAGGAUGUUAAUUGAGAAAACCUUGACAUCUCGACUCCACUUACUAAAAAAAAGGAAUCAUGUCUUUAGGUUUGUGGGUUAUGUACCGAAAAAUUCUGCUUUGACUCGGCAGGAAGGAAGGAAGGAAGGAAUUCAGUCCAUCUUAGAACCACCAGUCAGUCAGUCAGUCAGUCACAUGAAACUCAUCAGCAAAGUUUCAAUGCAUAAAAAAAAACACUUAAUUUGCAUCUUCCUGGCUAGGUUUUUUUUUCCGAUGCUUUCCAUGAAUCGUUUUUUUUUUAUAUAACUUUUUCUUACUUAACUUUUUUUUCUCUCCGUGGUUCCUUCCUUCUUUUCAAUCUCUUGCUUUGGGAGAGAGAGAGAGAGAGAGAGAGAGAGAGAGAGAGAGAGAGAGAGAGAGAGAGAGAGAGAGAGAGAGAGAGAGAGAGAGAGAGAGAGAGAGAGAGAGAGAGAGAGAGAGAGAGAGAGAGAGAGAGAGAGAGAGAGAGAGAGAGAGAGAGAGAGAGUGAGAGUGAGAGUGUGUGUUUGUGUGUUCUGGCAUUUCAUAUCUCAUCAUUAUUAUAAAAAAAGUUCUCCCUCAAAUCAAACAUCCAUUCCGUAUAAUAUUUCCUUUUUUUCAUCGAUUUUCUUAGUGGCCUUGUUUUUAUUCUCCUCCUCCUCCUCUUCCUUCCUCUUCCUCUUCCUCCUCUUCUUCGUUACAGCCUGCGCCUUAUAUAUACUUAAGUGACCCAUUCAUUCUCAUUCUUACAUAUUCAUUAUCAUCAUUUUAUCUCUUCCAUUAUUUACAUUAUCAUAUUUUUGUGUAUUCCCUCCCUCUUCUUCCCAUUCCAUCACCCUUCCCUUCUAUUUCCAGUCCCAUCAUCAUCCCUUCCCCACCUUUACCAUCUCCCAUCUCUAUUCACAGUCCCCAGCAAUCCAUACAAUCCCUCCCUUCCUCCCUUCCUCUCUUCCUCUCUUCCCUUCCUUCCAUUUCCCCAUCCCCCCUUACCCGUUCUCUCCCCUUUUGCUCGCAGCUGAAGAAGAAAAUAAUAAGUCAGUAGCUCGUAAGGAUUCUUUAAUGUAACUGUUUUAUUGUAAAUGUGAAGAAUAAAGUAUUUUGUUAUAUGGUA
Molecule: messenger RNA, 10266 nt
Organism: Eriocheir sinensis (Chinese mitten crab)
Lineage: Eukaryota; Metazoa; Arthropoda; Malacostraca; Decapoda; Varunidae
Product: irregular chiasm C-roughest protein-like
Exons: 11
Coding region: 1191-3659 (822 amino acids)
Biological process (GO): cell-cell adhesion
Cellular component (GO): cell-cell junction
Molecular function (GO): cell adhesion molecule binding
Source: RefSeq, a predicted model, not a curated record